This is a messenger RNA of Macrosiphum euphorbiae (potato aphid), 558 nucleotides long. NCBI's taxonomy places the organism in Eukaryota, Metazoa, Arthropoda, Insecta, Hemiptera, Aphididae. The record is from the annotation of a GenBank genome assembly.
AUGGCGCCACAUCGCGUUAAGAGUAGUGAAAUGUGGAAUCAUUUCACUCAGAAUGAAUACCAAAAGGCAAAAUGUGAUUACUGUAGUUCCAUCUUAAGUAUAUCUGGAGGAUCAAUGAAUAAUUUAUUAAAAAUUAAUUUAAUAAUUGAAAACUGUGCAUUCUACUAUUCCAUUAAACAGAAAUCAGAGAAAUCUCAUAAAAAUAUUGAAGAGCCAGCUGAACCAUCAAUUAGUCAACCUAGUACAUCCAAUAAUGGUGCCGCAGCUAGUACUGCUUCCAGACCACAAGGUUUAUAUCGCCGUCCUCGAGAAGGACAGUCCUCAAUAUCGACGUACUUUAACCAAACAAGGCCAUUGAAUGUUAACAACCAAAAACGUAUUGACCAUCAACUAACAAAAAUGAUUGUUAAAGGAUACUAUCCAUUUGACAUUGUGGAAGACGAAGAGUUCAAAACUUUGUUAAAAAUGUUGAACGGUGGUUAUUCAUUACCAUCCAGAAAAGCCAUCUCCAACACCUUGAUACCUAACCUCUACCACCAGAGCACGUUAAAACUUUAA